Messenger RNA from Indicator indicator, 1377 nucleotides. RefSeq names its product translation initiation factor IF-2-like. NCBI's taxonomy places the organism in Eukaryota, Metazoa, Chordata, Aves, Piciformes, Indicatoridae. The record is from RefSeq and is a predicted model, not a curated record. The transcript has 2 exons. The coding region runs from base 1 to 1377 and encodes 458 amino acids.
AUGCACCGCAAAGUUAUGAGAGGGAAGGAAAACAAAUUAGCCCACGAAGAGCGUCCUCAACCCUGUAUCCCGCGGCUCCACUCCACCUGCCGCAGGAGCGCCGGGCAGCCGCUAACCGCCGGGAGCCCGAGGCCCCGCAAAGCUGUCCCGCCGCAGGCAGCGCCCGGGUGCCCGCCACGGCCCAGCCGCCGGCCAGACACCCACCAAAGUGGCCCCUGCGCAGCCGCCUGCCUGCCGUGUAAACACCCUCCGCGCUGCGCUGAGCCACCGUGGACCUCACGCGUGGAGCGGCGGGGCCGGGAGAGCCCCUCUGACACCCGCGGGACGAGCCGCCCCACCAAGGGAAGAGGCGGUGAACGCGGCCCCGGGGGAGGAAGGGAGGGAGGGAGGGAGGGAGGCGCCGCCCGGGGCUCUGCCCGUCCCACUUGCCGAGGGGCCGGCGACGGCUCGGCGCGGUUCGGCACGGCCCGGCCCGGCCCGCCUGCGGGGGAUGCCGGGGAGCCCCGCGCCCGCCCCGGCUGCGCGCAACACGGGCAGCGGGGGCGGGAGCGGCUCGGGCGGGCGGCGGGCCAGCGGGUGCCCCGCGAGCGCCCCCCGCCCCCGCCGGCGGCCGCCCCCGUCCGCGCCCUGCCCAAGGGCAGCCGCUGCCCUCCCCUUGCGCCGCCGCUGACCUGGCGGCGGAACACCCGUCGGCGCUGUCAAACUUUAACGGCUCCCCUCCAGCGGCGUCCUCCCACCUUUUCCCCCCAGCCCCCGCCACCCUCCCGCCUCAGCCGGGCCAGGCGAAGACGCCUGCCCCACCCUGACAGCGCGCUCCUUACCCGGCCCUGCACGGCCGCUGCCCACCCGACCUCCCCCGGCGAAAGCCGCUUCCUGCGCGCAGCCCCGAGCCCGCCGCCAGCACAGAGCCUCCUUCCAGCGGCAACACCAGCAGCCGGGCCGGGGAGUCCCCUGCCACUGCGCCUGCGCCGCCGAGCCCACCGCCGCCAGCCGCGGCGCCUCGCGCCACCGCGCGUGCGCCGGCGCGCACUGCAACCCGCAGCGCCCCUCGGGCCCUCGCGUGGGGCCGCCGCCGCGCGUGCGCCGCGAGCCGGCAGCGGCGAUUCCCCCCCUCCCGCUCCUCGCGCGCCCUUCUGCGCCUGCGCGCCGCCCGCCCGCGAGCCGGCCGGGCCGCCAGGGCUGGGCGCGGGGGCGCUGGCGCAGCGGGGGUUCCGCGCCGCCCUGACCUCGGCUCACCUCGCCUCACCUCACCCCGCUCCGCUCCGGGAGGAGGAAAUGGCGGCGGCCGCGCUAUCGAGCGGGGCGUGGGCCGGCGGCCGCGGGGGGCGGCGCUCCCGCGGGGUCGUGUCCGGCCACCUCGAAACUGGGGAAGCCUAG